Ichthyophthirius multifiliis is the source of this 2376-nucleotide messenger RNA. RefSeq lists its product as hypothetical. The transcript is spliced from 6 exons. The record is from RefSeq and is a predicted model, not a curated record. Lineage: Eukaryota; Ciliophora; Oligohymenophorea; Hymenostomatida. Gene Ontology annotation, cellular component: ribonucleoprotein complex; cytoplasm. Gene Ontology annotation, biological process: proteolysis; ribosome biogenesis. Gene Ontology annotation, molecular function: manganese ion binding; metalloaminopeptidase activity.
AUGCUAAACAUAUUCAAAUAAGUUCGUUAUUUUUCAUUCCAAAAACAAUCCACAUUUGCAUUCCCUUAAUUAACAUUCUAAGACCAGAAAUAUCCGACCAAAAUACAAAUAAAAAAGCAAUUAAAUGAGUAAGACUUUAACUAAUUUUAAUAUAAAUAAUUGACAAAAUAAAAUUAAUAAUAAUGGCUUUACCCUUCUACAUAAACUUAAUUAUUAGUAAAUUUUUGUAUACAAGAAGAAGAUUAGAAAAAAAAAUUAAAUAAAUUAUUUUCAUAAGGAGCUUAAUGUGUAAGAGCUUUACAUUCAAAACAAAUCGAUUAAGUAGAUUUAUUAUUUGAUCAAGAUUUCUCAUAAGAAGAAAUUUAGCAUUUUUUGAAAGGUUUUUUAUUAGCAAAUUACAAAUUUAAACUUGUUUAGGAAGAAAAAGCUUUAGUAAAUUAAGAAUCUGAAAAAGACUAAGAAAAUAAUGAUUUGAAAUUUUAACCAGUUUAAGAUAUAAAUAUACCAAAUUCAAGCCAAGAAGAAAUUGAUUUUGCCUAAAAAGUUGCUUUUUAUACUUUAUAUGCGCGUUAAUUAAGUAAUUUAAGGGCAAAUGUGGUUACUACAUCUUUUAUUUUGGAUGAAUGCAAAAUUUUGCAUUAGUAAAAUCUUUAAAAAAUCCAUUUAGAAUAUAUAUAAGGAGAUGAAUUAUUAAAAUAAGAUUUAAAUUUAAUACAUGCAGUUGGAAAAGCUUCAUAGAAUCCUCCGACUUUAAUCAAUCUCACAUAUAGAGGAAACCAGAAAAGCAAAGACAUUGAUAUUGCUUUUAUUGGAAAAGGUGUAUGCUUUGACGCUGGUGGUUUAAAUAUUAAACCUACAGGAUUUAUGGAAACAAUGUAUUAGGAUAAAUGUGGAGCUAUUAGUACUUUAAGUGCAUUUAGAGCAGCUGUUGAAUUAGAUUUGUAAGUAAAUUUAACUUGUACUUUGGGUGUUGUUGAAAAUUUCCUUUCUUCAAAUAGUUAUAGACCUUCUGAUAUUAUUAAAAGUCAUAAAGGGCUUACUGUUGAAAUCGGAAAUACUGAUGCUGAAGGAAGGCUUGUUUUAGCAGAUUGUAUGAGUUGGACUUAAUAAAAAUAUAAACCCAAAACUAUGAUUGAACUUUCGACUUUAACAGGAGCAUGUGUUGUCGCUUUAGGUGAAGAAAUGGCUGGAUUGUUUUCUAAUUGUGAUGAUUUGAGUAAAGAAUUCGAAGAUUUAAGUAAAGUUACAGGGGAAUUGUUAUGGAGAUUACCUAUUCAUAGUUCUCAUAGAAAAUAAAUGAAAGGAACUUUUAGUGAUUUAACUAAUAGUGGGAAGUCUAGGUACGGAGGAGCUAGCUCAGCUGCGGCAUUUUUGGAAAAUUUUGUUGAAAAAGAUGUAAAGUGGGUUCAUUUGGAUAUUGCUGGACCUGUUGAAAGUAAAUCUGAUUAAGGACAUUUGAGUGCUGGAAUGACUGGUUUCGGACCUAAAGCUCCCAAGAAAGUAACUAAAUAAGCGAACAAAAAAGUAGAAAAAAAAAGAAACCCCUUAUUCCAAAGCAGACCUAGAAGUUUCAGAGUAGGAGGAGAUAUUUAACCCGAAAGAGAUUUAACCAGAUUUGUAAGAUGGCAAAAAUAUGUAACACUUUAAAGAUAAAAACGUAUUUUACUAUAAAGACUUAAAGUACCUCCUUAAAUCCAUUAAUUCUCUCGUACUUUAGAUAAAAACCAUUCAACUAACUUGUUCAAAUUACUUUAAAAAUACAAACCUGAAACUCCUUAAGAAAAAAAACAAAGAUUAGUUGAAGCUGCUAACAACAAAGCUUAAGGAAAAAAAGUUGAUUAAAAGAAACCUUUUGUUUUAAAAUACGGUUUGAAUCACAUCACUACUUUAGUUGAAAAUAAAGAAGCCAGAUUAGUAGUUAUUGCUCAUGAUGUUGAUCCUAUUGAAAUCGUUAUUUUCCUUCCUUAACUAUGUAGAAAAUAAGGAAUUCCUUAUGCUUUAGUUAAAGGUAAAGCAGCUCUUGGUUAAUUAGUUAAUAAAAAAACUGCUACUGCUGUUGCUCUUACAAGUGUUAGACCUGAAGAUAAAGUUGCUCUUGAUAAUUUAGCUAGCACCUUCUUAACUAACUAUAACAAUAAUGAAGAAUUAAGAAAAACUUGGGGAGGAAAUAUUUUAGGUGCCAAAUCACAACAUAGAGUUGAUGCUUAAGCUUAAGCUGUUAAAGAUGAAUAACUCAAAAAAUCUAAACUUUGAUUACGAUAUUUUUAUUUUAUAAAAGUAUUUAUAUGUGCAUUCAUUUUUAUUAAUUUAGAGAAAAAAAUAAAAAAAUAUAUAUGUGUGUCAAUGCCAAUUUUUUAUUUAAAUAUUUAAUAUUUU